Messenger RNA from Chaetomium fimeti, 1555 nucleotides. Its product is annotated as glycoside hydrolase family 43 protein. The coding region runs from base 364 to 1428 and encodes 354 amino acids. The record is from RefSeq and is a predicted model, not a curated record. The transcript is spliced from 4 exons. NCBI's taxonomy places the organism in Eukaryota, Fungi, Ascomycota, Sordariomycetes, Sordariales, Chaetomiaceae.
AUUGCGACACAACCACCCACCUCGGCGGCUCUUCUUGAUUUUCGCCGGUAUGCGCUCAAAUAAUAUGUCGAGAUUUAGCCAGCGACGUGCAGCACACCCCUGGGCAGUUUAAGCCUAAAUGCAACGCAACCGUGGUGGGACAAGCGAGUGUGGGGAAGCCGUUUGGCAACAAGGCGUGCGGCCUCGGUGUUACUUGCUUGUCUGGACGGUGAUGGCGGUGAAGAUAUAUGAGGCGUUGCCGCCCAAGAUCGACCCGGCCUUGCAGCCACCACACCUUCCCUCUCCCCGGUACUCGGCUCUGGUUCCAAGUAAUCCCGUGCCGGUCGGACGCCCUCGGAACCCUACGGUUCCUACGUCUUCGCCAUGGCGUGGAUAAGACCUGGAACGCUGGUCACUUUCGUGACCUUGCUUUCCUUAUGGUCGAGUUUUGUAUUUGGGCUUGCCAUCGACGUUGCGGGGUACAGUGGUCAAGUGGCCAAACGUGCCGACCCAAACUUGGCUGGAUACUUGGGAGUGUUCUUCCUUGGGGCCGACCCCUACGUAUACUUCUACCUCAGCAAUGGCAACGACCCUCUCUUCUUCCGGGCUCUGAACAGGGGUUCGCCCGUCAUAAGGCCGACCAAAGGGACGGGGGGUGUCCGGGACCCGACCAUUAUUUCGGGAGGUGGAAGUGAAGCUGGAAAGAAGUGGUACAUAAUAGGGACGGACUUGAACAUUGGGAAGACAACAUGGGAUGCAGCACAGCGAACCGGUUCGAGAGGGAUCUUUGUUUGGGAGAGCACUGACCUGAUCAACUGGGGGAACGAGAGGCUUGUCGUCGUGGAAGAUGCCACUGCCGGCAUGGUAUGGGCCCCAGAGGCGAUCUGGGAUCCCGCAAAAGAGCAAUACCUGGUUCACUGGGCGUCCAAAUUUUACCCCACCUCCGAUCCCCGACACACCGGCUCCCCCUCCAACAUCCGCAUCCGCUACGCCUACACGAGCGACUUCAAAACCUUCACCGCCCCGCAGACCCUCAUCGACAAGAACCCGACCAACAUCAUCGACCUGAACUUCGUCCCCCUCGACGGCACCAACUCAACCUCCUUCCUCCGCUUCAUGAAAGACGAGACCCGAAAGACAGUCUUCGUCGAGGUCUCCGAGAACGGGCUCUUCGGCACCUGGACCCGGCCCGGCGGCGACGGCGCCAUAAUCCAGCAGGGCGUGGAGGGCCCCGCGGCAUACCUAGACAACACGGACCCUGGGAAGGUGCACCUGCUGUUGGACUUUUAUGGCGAGGAUGGGUACCGUCCGUUCGAGAGCACCAACCCGAAGAGUAACAGUGGCUGGACGGCGAGUAACAGGGGUGCGUUUCCGAGGAAUUUGAGGCAUGGGAGUGUGUUGCCCGUCGAGGGUGGGGCUUAUGAGGCGCUGGGGGCGAGGUGGGGGUAGGGAUGUGAGAUUGGGAGGGGGGUGGUUAACGGGUUGGUGAGAGGGAAGUCGAGGGCUGUUAAGAGGGGGAAUAGUGCGGAAUACUGGGGACCUGUUGCUGCUCACCGAAACGAUCGCAUGUCUUUGG